AUGAAGUGUUCGCAAGAACAAGCAGUGUAUACAAGAAACAAUGGAGAUGAAACACUCAUAGUUGGUGUGUACGUUGAUGACUUGAUUGUCAUUGGUACAAAUGUGGAAGGCAUCAAAGAGUUCAAGCACCAAAUGAUAAAAGAAUUUGAGAUGAUUGAUCUCGGGUCACUCACGUACUACCUCGGUAUUGAAGUAGACCAAAGGAAAAAUUGCAUCACGCUAAAACAAUUGGCCUAUGCUAAGCAGGUGAUGCAGCAAUUUAAGAUGGCAGAGUGCAACCCAACUAAGUAUCUCAUGGAAGCAAAGUUAAAACUCGCGAAAGAUACUAAAGGAAGCUUGGUGAAUUCCACUGAGUAUAGGUGCAUCAUCGAAAGUCUAUGGUACUUGACUCAUACUCGUUCGAACCUUUCAUAUGUUGUUGGAAUGGUGAGUAGGUACAUGGAAAAGACUGCUAUGAUGCAUCAUCAAGCGGUUAAGCACAUUCUCUACUAUGUGAAGCGAACCACAAGUUCUGGGCUGAAGUAUCAAAGAGGGUGA
Cucurbita moschata (crookneck pumpkin) is the source of this 537-nucleotide messenger RNA. RefSeq lists its product as uncharacterized. The record is from RefSeq and is a predicted model, not a curated record. The transcript has a single exon. NCBI's taxonomy places the organism in Eukaryota, Viridiplantae, Streptophyta, Magnoliopsida, Cucurbitales, Cucurbitaceae. Bases 1 to 537 code for a protein of 178 amino acids.